AUGAACCCAUCCCCCGUUCGUCCGCUCACCUGGUUUUCUCCCGCCUUCCUCUCAUCUCACAGCUGUCUUCCUUUACAACCUCUCUACUGCCCAUCCAUCUCCAGCUUCACCAUACCGCCAUACUUUACCCCGUCAUUUGAAUCUCCAUCGACUCACAAUGGCCGCCUUCUAAGCGCUGCGUCUCGACAGCUCCCGUCUUUCUCCUCUGAGAACGGCAUCAUUCCUCCUCACGGAACCCCGUCUUUUUUCCCCUCUCACCUCCCUUCUUCAGAGUCUCCUUUUACAGGACCUCUGAACUUUAGCAUCGCAUCGCGUAGCUCAAGUUCUCCCCACCCAACCAUCUCCCCGAUCGACUUUACGUCGUUCACCACGGAUUCUUCCCAGCAAUCAUGGCUUCCCACGCCCCCGCCCACACAGCCCUUGGCUUCCAGUACGAUCAACAGCAACAACAACAGUUCCCUUCAGGACUUUGUGCUCUAUCCCACGCCGUCAGCACCACAACCGCAGCCUCCGCGCAGAGACUCGCGAUUGUUAGCUCCGCCGAGCACUACCCUUAAGCCGUCCGCCCUGCAGCCUUUUCUGGCUCAGAACUAUUCUCGACGACACGCGCUCAGCCUGCAAUUACAGCGACACCUUCAGCAGCUGCUUGCCUCCGGUAUCCCCAUCUCAGACCCCCGAGUCGCAAAACUUGCCCGGUCUUUUGCCCACUGGUCCCAUUCGAACUCCAUCACGCACCCCCAGCAGCCUCACGCCGCCGCCGUGCCUUCUCCCCUCCGCCGCCCAUCCGGCCCCCCGUCUAUUCCCACGUAUAAGAACCAUCCCACACAUUUGAAUCGUCGCACCAUGUCGACUCCCGGCUUCGCAGGUAGGCAUUCUCCAGACUCGCGUCUGCCCGCCGUUGAUUUGACCCCCUGGACUCACACGCCUUCGAUAGAACUUGACGAGGCGCUCUUCGCGCUGCCCUCGGCCGGCGACACUGCCGGUCUAAGCUCCGCCUUCGACUUGGGUCACAUCCAUCUGGACACUGACGUCAACGCGUUCUCUCCUUCUGCCCCCACCGACACGGUGUCCCCCAAGGACGUCAUGUUUGACGCCAGCUCUGUCCCACCUUCAGCCACAUUCACCGACUUGAGCACCCCUCUGCUCGAGUCGCCCGGUGCUUUCAGCUCGGGCCCUUCCCCCAUGUUCACUGAUCUCGAUCUGCUGGGUCCCAAUGACUGGACCCCUCUGUUCGAUGAUGCCGCCGCAAUGGACGCUUUCCAAGGCUUGGCUAUGGUGGCAUCGAUUGAGGAGCCCUCCAAGACCGGAAUGCCGCAGCCCGUUCAGAUCUCCAAGCCUGCCUCUCCCGUCAAGUCGGUGUCGUCUCCCAUCUCUGCCACUGGUUCUACCAAGCCCUCCAGCGUUGCCGGAAUUAACCGUCCGCGCAAGGAGCUCUCUCCCAUCGCUUUUGAUCCUAGCGACCCGGUCGCCGCCAAGCGUGCUCGUAACACCGAGGCCGCUCGCAAGUCUCGAGCGAAGAAGCUCGAGCGACAGAUGAGUGCGGAGGCCCGCAUUGCCGAUUUGCAGAAGCAGCUUGCCGACCGAGAUGCCAUCAUUGCCAACCUGCAAGCGCAAUUAGAGGCUCAGCGCCAAUUUGCUUGA
Messenger RNA from Penicillium diatomitis, 1641 nucleotides. RefSeq names its product amino acid starvation-responsive transcription factor GCN4 (gene cpcA). The record is from RefSeq and is a predicted model, not a curated record. The transcript is spliced from 2 exons. Gene Ontology annotation, biological process: regulation of DNA-templated transcription. NCBI's taxonomy places the organism in Eukaryota, Fungi, Ascomycota, Eurotiomycetes, Eurotiales, Aspergillaceae. The coding region runs from base 1 to 1641 and encodes 546 amino acids. Gene Ontology annotation, molecular function: DNA-binding transcription factor activity.